This is a messenger RNA of Tricharina praecox, 231 nucleotides long. RefSeq lists its product as uncharacterized. The transcript is spliced from 3 exons. Gene Ontology annotation, cellular component: U4 snRNP; spliceosomal tri-snRNP complex; U5 snRNP. The record is from RefSeq and is a predicted model, not a curated record. Gene Ontology annotation, molecular function: RNA binding. NCBI's taxonomy places the organism in Eukaryota, Fungi, Ascomycota, Pezizomycetes, Pezizales, Pyronemataceae. Gene Ontology annotation, biological process: mRNA splicing, via spliceosome; spliceosomal snRNP assembly. The coding region runs from base 1 to 231 and encodes 76 amino acids.
AUGCCUCAAGCCCAACCCGAACUCAAGAAGUACCUCGACAAGCGCCUCUUCGUGCAACUCAACGGCUCGCGCAAAGUCAUCGGCGUCCUUCGCGGCUACGAUGUGUUCCUGAAUAUCGUUCUGGACGACGCGGUUGAGGAGCGCGACGGCGGUGAGAAGGUCCGCAUUGGGACCGUGGUUAUUCGGGGAAAUUCCGUAGUUAUGCUGGAGGCCUUGGAGCGGAUAAACUAG